Strongyloides ratti is the source of this 984-nucleotide messenger RNA. RefSeq lists its product as hypothetical. Bases 1 to 984 code for a protein of 327 amino acids. The transcript has a single exon. Lineage: Eukaryota; Metazoa; Nematoda; Chromadorea; Rhabditida; Strongyloididae. The record is from RefSeq and is a predicted model, not a curated record.
AUGGGAACAACUAAAAGACGAUCUGAUACAAUAGAUGAAGAUAUCAAUAGAACAAAAGUUUUAAAGCUGGAAGAUACAAAUAAUAAAGUAAUUUCCAAUGAUACAUAUGUUAAUAAUUGUUCAAAAAAUUCAACUUCUGAUAGUGAUGAUAAUUUAAAUGUUGAAAUGAUUUUUGGGAAAAAUAACAAUUCUGAUCAUUCAUCAAAUUAUGAUAUUGAAGAUUAUUAUGAAUUUAGUUCACAAAGUAUUGCGGAUGAUAAUUUUACAAGUGAAAGUUCGUCUAGUGAAUCUAUAAACGAAAAAGAUAUGGAGGAAAAUGAAACUGAGGCAAAAUCAAUUUCAAAAAAACAUGGUACUCCUGAAGGUACUCCUAAAAAUCCUAUGUGUACUGAAAGUAAAAUGAAAAAUAUCAAACUUUUCCGAAAUAAAAAUAAAAAUGAACAAGAAGUGGAAAGGAAUGAAAUGAUUCAAGACAAUAUUUUGAAUAAUACAACAGCAACAAUGGAAGACAAUGAAAAUGAUGAAAUAAUUGUUAAUAAGAAUCAAGGAACAAGUACACAACAUGAAGAAAAUAAUAGGAUCUUAACAUUAGUCCCAUAUGGUUUAUAUGUAUAUGAUGUGGAGUAUGAAGAUAUGAAGGCUGAAGUAUCUGAUAAUAAUACAGUGAAAAUAACCUUAUUAAAUACUGUUGGAACAAAUAUAAUGUCCGAGGUUAUUGAAAAAAUGCCAUCUGAUCCAUAUUUUGAGUGGGAUGUAACUCAGGAACGUAUGAUGAAUGCACAUUAUUUAAUGAAUACAUUUGAAGCAAGAAAAAAUAGAACUGACAAUGAUCUCCUUACGGCAGUUUUAAUUAAAGGUUCAUUUUUUACUGAUUAUUCUAUUAGGGCUAAUAUUAUUGAAAAAAUUGUUACUAUUACAUUGUAUGGUUGCCAAGAUCAAGACAUUAGCAUAAAAACAUUUCGAAGAUUUUUUAAAAAAGAGUAA